GGAAGUGAUGUGGGAAAGUGGAGUGGGGAAGGUGCUGGAAGGAAGUGCUUCUGAGCAGAAAAGGCAGCUGGAGAUAAGCACUGAGCAACUGGCAGAUCCUGAAGGGCAGUUUAUGUGUGAGGCAGAGGCCAGAGCCCUGUGUGCAGCAGCAGCAGUUGUGUAAAUGCCGUGAGGCAGAGGCCUCUGUGUGCAGCUUGGAACACCAGACAGACAGAAGCUUUUCUAGCAGCCAAGCCUUCAGGGAAACAUUGCAAGUGAGAACUGCAGUCCCCAAGCAAGUUACUGUGCAGCACAGCUUCUCCUGACUGACAUCCAGCAGGCUGCAUGGUAACCAAGGCAUGUGACAAGAGAAUGAGUCUGAAAGGAGGAAGCCCAAAAUGAUUGCCAUCUCCUGACCUGCAGUGACGUGUCCUUUAGGCAAAGUGUGGGACAGUGAGAGAGCGCUGCACGGAGGGGGUCAGUAACCGCAAAAUUCCAUUAACAGCGGCAUGGGACAGAAAGUGUGCAAAUGACAUAGGAAACAGCCCCCCACGAUGGGUUAAUUUCUUCUACCUGUACUUCUAGCGUGCUGGGCUUCCUCAACAUGGGAAGGUUGAGCAUCUCUUGCCUGCUUCCAGCUUCCUGGCACUUCAGCCUCUCUUCAACUGGGUUCCCGCGGCUCCUAAACCCAACUUUCCGGCAGCUGGUGGUGAUCAGCACAGCAGCUGUGAUCCUCCUUUUACUCAUAUACUCUCUGCUCAUGACCAGGACCAAAUACAGCAGUUCUUACCUAGACAGGAAAUAUCAGAGGUACCUGGCCCGCGUUACUGACAUGGAUGCCACUGACACAAGCAAUCCCAACAUUAAUUAUGGCAUCGUUGUUGAUUGCGGAAGCAGCGGCUCACGGAUAUUUGUGUAUUGCUGGCCACGUCACAAUGGAAAUCCACACGAGCUUCUGGAUAUCAAGCAGAUGAGAGAUCAGAACAGGAAGACUGUGGUCAUGAAAAUCAAACCAGGUAUUUCCGAACUUUCUAGCACCCCAGAGAAAGCCAGUGACUACAUCUCCCCCUUGCUUGACUUUGCUGCCAACCACAUCCCCAAGGACAAGCACAAAGAGACCCCUCUGUAUAUUUUGUGCACGGCAGGGCUCAGAGUCUUAACUGAGAGCCAACAGGAGGCCAUUCUGGAAGAUCUGAGGACGGAUAUCCCAGUGAGAUAUGACUUUCUUUUCUCGGACUCCCACGCUGAAGUGAUUUCAGGCAAACAAGAAGGUGUUUAUGCCUGGAUCGGCAUUAAUUUUGUCUUGGGGCGCUUUGAUCAUAUAGAAGAAGAAGAUGAAGCUGUAGUGGAGGUGAAUGUCCCUGGGGCUGAUAAUAAGGAAGCAAUCCUGCGCAAGCGCACAGCAGGCAUCCUAGACAUGGGAGGCGUCUCCACCCAGAUGGCAUAUGAAGUCCCUAAAAGUGUAAGCUUUGCCUCCUCACAGCAGGAAGAAGUGGCUAAGAACCUGCUGGCAGAGUUCAAUCUUGGCUGCGAUGCACAUGAGACACAACAUGUUUACCGAGUGUAUGUUGCCACUUUCCUGGGUUUUGGAGGUAACGCUGCUCGUCAGAGAUAUGAAGAUCACAUCUUCUCCAGUAACAUGGAAAAGAACAGGUUACUAGGUAAACAAAUUGGCAUGUCUGAGGAUGCUCCAUACCUGGACCCCUGCCUUCCUCUGGAUAUCUCGGAUAAAAUCCAGCAACGAGGGCAUACAAUGUUCUUGCGUGGCACAGGAGACUUCCAUCUUUGCCGGCACAUCAUUCAGCCCCUCAUGAACCUGUCUAACGAGACACAGACCACCUUGAAUGGUGUUUACCAGCCACCAGUGCCCUACCAGAACAGCGAGUUCUACGGUUUCUCUGAGUUCUACUAUUGCACGGAGGAUGUGCUGCGUAUGGGAGGAAGCUACAACUCUACUCGGUUUUUGCUGGCUGCACAAGAUUACUGUGCCACCAAAUGGUCUAUGCUGAGGGAGAGAUUUGACCGUGGCCUUUACGCAUCACAUGCUGACUUGCACCGCCUCAAGUACCAGUGCUUUAAGUCUGCCUGGAUGUAUGAAGUUUUCCACACUGGAUUUUCCUUCCCUUCUAACUAUGGCAACCUCAAGACUGUUCUGCAGGUGUAUGAUAAAGAAGUGCAGUGGACCUUGGGAGCCAUUUUGUAUCGGACCAGAUUCUUGCCACUGAGAGAUAUCCAGCAAGAAAAUUUCCGAGGCAACCAUCCCCAUUGGCGGGGAGCAUCGUUUGUGUACAAUCACUAUCUGUUUCUGGUGUGCUUCCUGGUCGUCCUGCUGUCUAUUGUGCUUUAUUUGUUGAGACUCCGCCGCAUUCAUCGCCGUAUGCAGCGCAACACCUCCUCUUCUGCUCUGUGGAUAGAGCAAGGACUUCAGUCCCCUGGGCUUACAAAUGGUUUAUGAGCCACCGGCAUACCUGCACACGUCUCACUGGAUUUGCAAGAAGAUAGUAAGGACUGUGCAGCAGCUCCCUGUGAUCCUCAAGACAGCCGGAUUAUGAUUGUUAGUGUGGCUGCCACAGAUGCAUUUAACAAAGCCAUGUUUUUAGAUUCAAGGUCACCUUUACCCAACAGGAAUAACUGAGCAUGAUGGAACCCUUACUUCAAUCAGGGCAUAUCAAUGAUGCGGAUGGAAGAACACUUGCCACCCUCUACAUGGUUACUACAUCCUCCCCUCCCACACAGAAAGAUAUUCAUAAAGUUUGUCAUUCAGGUUCUUUUAGAACUUUUUGGGGAGGCCUUGGUUACCCGCAGACUGCAGGCAUGGUCAAGGAAACAAGGACUUUUUUGCCCAAAACUCGACCACUUUGCCAGUACUCGACCCAAUGCAGAACUCUAGUCUGCAGUGUCCAUUUUGUUCUAAAUGGGUCAGUGUUAAUGGUGAAUAUGCUUGUGUUACCUACGUAUGCCAUUUCUAUUCUCCAGCCGUUGCACAGUGCAAAAUUGUUUAUUUGAGGCAUCUGUGUGUUACUGCCCUCUACUUAUUCUGCCUUACGGGUUUAUUCUUAAACGGUAGGUGACAGUUGCACGUGUUUUUUUUUUUUGUAUAUCUGACAAUAGAAUUUGGUGAGCCACCUUUGUAUGAAGUCCAACCUUCCGUCCGUAAAAGGACUUGCACGGUAUAGUAUUUUUACUAUGUAAAAGGGAUUGGGUGUGUGAAUGUUGUAUGAUGCAGCAGCAGCUGGGAAACAAGGUCCCGAGUUGAGGUGAACUGAAAUGAUAAUGGAUUAAUAGCUGCUGCUGUUUGUAUGUUAGGCGCCAUCUUUUUCUCUGUUUAUAUAAGGCAUUAGCUUUGUUUUUGGGCAGGAUGUGUGCGACUAUGUUUUGUGACGGUGAGGAACUGCACACACAAAUCAUGCCACUUGUCUUAACUCAUUGUCAAUUGCACUUUAAACCGUAGUUAAAUAAGGAAUUUACCCUUCAAACUGCCUCUUACUGAAUUCUUAAGUGCGGCCUUCUGCUUCUGGCCAUCACCUGUAAUUAUUUAUAGAAAUGAAUUGUGGGUAUUGUAAUUUUAAAGACGCAAGAGAGCACCUUUCUUUAAAAUGUAUUGCCAUGCAUCCGGUUUUAUUAUUUACAGACAAAUUCUUACACAGGACAUAAGGUUCAUGGGCAAAAGCCAUGACUUCUUGGUGGCAAGUUUGCAUGAGGCUUGGGAGGAGCAAAACGGAUGAAUGGACUAUGCGAUGGGAAAUUAGAGAAAUGAUCGAAUGAAAGAGCUGAAGAUAAAAGGGCUACGGUAUAUGCUGAACAAGUUGUCGUGGUACGCGGCUUUUACCAUUACAUUUAGGGGCAGAUUUAUUAAGGUUCGAAUUGUAAAUUCGAAUUCCAAUUUUCGAGUUGGAUUUUUGGUUAAACUCACAAUUUUGAGUUGGGAAUAAUCCAAACCUCAAUUCGAAUUUGAGAUUUAUCGUUGGGGAUGGGCGAAUUUGACCAGUUUCGCUGCACCAAAAAUUUGCCGUCAGUGAAAAUUCGGCAAAAAGAAUUAAAGUCUAAGGGCGGCUAAUUUUUUUUUGACGUGCAACAUUUUUUUUUUCUCCCAUUGGAGUCUAUAGUCGCAUUUUGUGCUGCAAAACUCGGCAAAAAAUUAACCCAUCCCUAUUUAUCAUACUUGGACCCUGGGAACAAUUCAUAGGUCACCACCUAAAACCUGCCGAGUUCAUGUAGAAGUCAAUGGCAGAGGUCCAGUGACCCAUUUGAAGAUGUUUAUAGCCUUCCUGACAUUCAAGUUUUUUUGUUUUUUUUCCGGGGGAAGAAACUCGAUUUGAGUUUAUUCAAAUUCCAUUUGAGUUUUCAAGUCGGUAACAUUUGUUUUAGACUAUCCAGUUUUUUCUUAAAUAAGAUACUAUUCAAGGUCAUUCGAGUUCAUUUGAAGUAAAGAAAACACUAUAACUCGAUCUUUGAUAAAUAUGACCCCUAAUAUAGUUCUGAAAAUCUCAUGCACUGACACAGGUGCAAAAAAAACCCAUUGAAACCGGAAAGUCAUUUGCCAGUCCAAGACAGAAUAAAGAGAGCCCCAUAAACAAGGAGUAAGUACAGGUG
Molecule: messenger RNA, 4572 nt
Organism: Xenopus laevis (African clawed frog)
Lineage: Eukaryota; Metazoa; Chordata; Amphibia; Anura; Pipidae
Gene: entpd4.S
Product: ectonucleoside triphosphate diphosphohydrolase 4 S homeolog
Exons: 14
Coding region: 584-2434 (616 amino acids)
Biological process (GO): nucleoside diphosphate catabolic process; CTP metabolic process; UDP catabolic process
Cellular component (GO): Golgi apparatus; membrane; endomembrane system
Molecular function (GO): ribonucleoside triphosphate phosphatase activity; UDP phosphatase activity; nucleoside diphosphate phosphatase activity
Source: RefSeq, a predicted model, not a curated record